This is a messenger RNA of Rhizophagus irregularis DAOM 181602=DAOM 197198, 459 nucleotides long. Lineage: Eukaryota; Fungi; Glomeromycota; Glomeromycetes; Glomerales; Glomeraceae. The record is from RefSeq and is a predicted model, not a curated record.
CAACCCUGGAUAUCUAUCUAUACGGUUCUUUUUCGAAAUAAUAAAUUUGAUGAAUAUGUUGAUACAAUAUUUCGUCUAUGGUGUAUGAUGAGAAGAUUCCAAAGAUAUAAUUACGAUAAAAUUCUUCCUUUUUGUCUGAUUUUUCCUUUAGGUGCUUUACCUCUUGGAUACCAUUCUCCUGUACCUCCAAAUAUGAAAAAGUUUGGUGAUAAAAACUUUUGCAGAAAUUCAACAAACAAAGAGGAUGAAGUUUUGAUAUGUGGAUAUGCAUAUCAUGAAGAAUGUUUUCGGGUAUUAGGUUUAAAGUGUGAACAUUGCUAUAAAUACUUAGAUAAAUCUAUUGAUGAAUUAACAAAAUCAUAUAAUCAGAGAUUGCACUUAGAAGAAACUCAAAUAGAAUCGAAUAUUAAUGAAGAAAUGGAUGAAGAUAGUUGCAAGAGACUGAUAGUUAUAAAUUAA